Messenger RNA from Mucor velutinosus, 1317 nucleotides. RefSeq lists its product as uncharacterized. Gene Ontology annotation, cellular component: cytoplasm. Bases 1 to 1317 code for a protein of 438 amino acids. Gene Ontology annotation, molecular function: flavin adenine dinucleotide binding; acyl-CoA dehydrogenase activity. The record is from RefSeq and is a predicted model, not a curated record. Gene Ontology annotation, biological process: fatty acid beta-oxidation using acyl-CoA dehydrogenase. The transcript is spliced from 4 exons. NCBI's taxonomy places the organism in Eukaryota, Fungi, Mucoromycota, Mucoromycetes, Mucorales, Mucoraceae.
AUGGCUACUCAAUCUCUCAUUGAUAUCACUACUCUUUCUCCCAAAUUCCAAGAUCUCUACGCCAAGGCUAAGGAUUUUGUUGAGAAUGAAUGUAUUCCUGCUGAAAAGACUUAUGAGCUCCAAAUGGGUCAAAACGAAAACAGAUGGAAGAUCAUUCCUCCCGUUUUAGAGGAACUCAAGACCAAGGCCAGAGCUCUUGGCCUUUGGAAUCUCUUCUUGGGCCAAGAUUACCCUGAGGGUGCUGGUCUGACUAACCUCGAAUACUCUUUGAUUGCUGAGGUUACUGGUCGUUGUCCCAAGUUGGCCCCUGAAGCCAUGAACUGUUCCGCUCCUGAUACUGGUAAUAUGGAGGUGUUCGCCAAGUAUGGUACUCCCGCACAAAAGGAAAAGUGGCUCAAGCCUCUUUUGGAUGGUAAGAUCAGAUCUGCUUUUGCCAUGACUGAACCCAGAGUUGCUUCCUCUGAUGCCACCAACAUUGAGACCAACAUCCGUCGUGUUGGCAAUGAAUACGUUAUCAACGGUUUAAAGUGGUGGAUCUCUGGUGCUGGUGAUCCUCGUUGUGCCGUCUACCUCUUGAUGGGUAAGACUGAUGCCGAUAACAAGGAUAAGCAUCGCCAACAAUCCAUCGUCAUUGUUCCUGCUGAUACUCCUGGCAUUACUGUGGUGCGUCCCAUGAAGGUCUUUGGUUUCGAUGAUGCCCCUGAGGGCCAUUGUGAGAUUAUCUUCAAGGAUGUUCGUGUUCCUGUAGAGAACAUUAUUUUGGGUGAGGGUCGUGGUUUUGAGGUCAUUCAAGGCCGUCUUGGUCCUGGCCGUAUCCAUCAUUGUAUGCGUUGUAUUGGUAUGGCUGAACGUGGUUUGGAUUUGAUGUUGAACCGUGUCACUGAUCCCACUCGUCGCACCUUUGGCAAGACCUUGGCUGAACACGGCACCAUCGUUGCUGAUAUUGCCACUUCUCGUAUUGAAAUUGAUCAAGCUCGUUUCUUGGUCUUGAGCGCUGCUCGCAAGAUUGAUCAAGUCAAGGCUAAGGGUGCUAUGAAGGAAAUUGGUAUGGCCAAGAUUGUUGCUCCUAACAUGUUGCUCAAGGUCUUGGAUCGCUCCAUGCAGGCUCAUGGUGCUGCUGGUAUCUCCCAAGAUACCCCUUUGGCUCAUUUCUACGCCUCUGCUAGAACUUUGAGAUAUGCUGAUGGUCCUGAUGAGGUUCACCGCGCUCAAAUCGGCAAGGUUGAGCUUCGUCGUGCUGCUGAAGUGUCUGCCAAGAUCAAGGAACAAAAGGAGAAGGCUGACCGUCUUGCUGCUCAAUCCACCAGCAAACUCUAA